ACACCGAUCUUACGAAGGCCAUAAAGUCAAGGGCCCUUGGCUAUAUGGAGGACAAAUAUAGUGACCCAGCCACACAGGAACUUCUUGAUGUUGCUUCAUUCCUUGAUCCACGAUUCAAAAUGGACUACGUGAGACAAGAGAAUGUUCCAGAAAUCAGAUCAAGAGUGAAGUUAGAAAUGGAACAGGAAGCACAAAAGGAAAAAAGGGCUCGUCUCAGCACAACAGGUGACGAGCAUCAAAGUGCUGCUGCUGAGGCAGAACCAUCAACAUCCACAGUGAAGAAGAAGGACAAGCAGUCACUGGGCAGCUUUCUCAAGGGCAUCACUGUGCCCCAUGCUUCCUCUCUGCAGUUGGAGGACUCCUUGGAGGCUGAACUAAACGGCUACCUCAUGACUCCUGCUAUUGAUGGAGAGCAAGAUCCUUUGGCUUGGUGGAAGGUACAUAGGGUUAACUUUCCAAGGCUGAGCAAACUGGCUCGCAAAUACCUAUGUAUACCUGCCACAAGUUCUCCAUCGGAGAGACUCUUUAGCACUAGUGGAAACGUUGUGACAUGUGAGCGCUCAUGUCUGAAACCGGCAAAGGUAGACAUGUUAGUGUUUUUGGCCAAAAAUUUGUAAAGGCUGUAGUACUACUGACCAAGUGUUUGUAAGACUUCAGUUGGAGUCAAGAUAUGUUCAGUUCUGCACUUUAUUUUGUAAUGCAACUUACUGGCAGCCUUUACUCUAUAAAGAAAAAUGUUAUGUUCAAAGUACACUUAAUAUUUGUACUUCAAUGUGUGCUGUGCAAUAUUUAAAAUGCUGGUUAUCAGUCUUACCAAUUAGUUGAUUGUGAAUUUUUUUUGCACUAAGCUUUUGAGAUGUUUACAAA
Molecule: messenger RNA, 867 nt
Organism: Paramisgurnus dabryanus
Lineage: Eukaryota; Metazoa; Chordata; Actinopteri; Cypriniformes; Cobitidae
Molecular function (GO): protein dimerization activity
Source: RefSeq, a predicted model, not a curated record